Alligator mississippiensis (American alligator) is the source of this 4705-nucleotide messenger RNA. RefSeq names its product SWT1 RNA endoribonuclease homolog (gene SWT1). The coding region runs from base 1 to 3192 and encodes 1063 amino acids. The record is from RefSeq and is a predicted model, not a curated record. The transcript has 19 exons. Gene Ontology annotation, cellular component: nucleus. Lineage: Eukaryota; Metazoa; Chordata; Crocodylia; Alligatoridae.
AUGCACCCGUGGCUGGGGGAAACUACACCUCCCAGCGUGCACCGCGUCCGCCUCGAGGAAAGCUGCACCUCCCAGCGUGCACCGCGGCCGCCGUCAGGAAAAACAAACAAACUACACCUCCCAGCGUACAUCGCGGCCGGCCCACGGGACACCGGGGUGGGGGGAGCGCUUUCGGCCUCCAGGAUGCACCGCGGUGGAGCCCCUCGGUCCAGCAGCUGCGCUGGCGCGGAGCCGGGUUUUGAGAUGUCUAAAAAGAAACCCAAAAAAUCUAGCCGGGAGGAUGGUUUGGAUGACUUGGACAGCAAAAAAUCCGGGGGGACAGGAAUUUCUAAUAGUCUUAAAAAAGAGAAGCUAGAAUUUCAAAGAUUCAAAGUCGAUAAUAGUGUGAAAGAGAAGCAAAACCAAAGUUCUGUUUCACAAAGCACUGAUGAAAGAUUCCAGAGCGAGUCUUCAAACAGUACCAAAACCACCAAUGAUUCUUCAAUCCUAUCUGGGAAGCGUGGGAAGAUAACUAUACAAUUUAAGCAUAAAGACACUAAACAUGAAAAAAAUGCCUGUGAUUCUGGUGUGGUCCCUGAUAGCAAGAAAAGCUGUAACAAAGACCGGCACUUUGAGGGAAGAGGAGAGAGAAAGAUACGGCCUAGUUUUGCUGUCCAAAAGGACAAGCUAAUGAAGAAGAAGAAGAAGAAGAAGAAAGAGAAAGCUGAGCUCAAUAAACUGAAGGCUAGAGUUGAGCAGACUAUGUUGGAAAAGUUCACGACUGCUACAUGCCAGCCUCAUCUACUAAGAAAGAAGUCUCACAGCUCAAAAAAAUGCAGUGAUGAUUUCAGAAUUCCAAAAAAGUCUUCUACCUUUCCAGAGGCUAAGGUUGAUGGCCCCCCCAGUAAUGCAUCGGGCUCAUCCUUUAUGAUAUGUAAGGAAGAAGGUCUAGGAAGCUGCAAAGAAUUAUCUAACAAAAAUCAUAAUGCCAUUAAAUAUAAACCAUCAUGUUAUUCAACUGAAAUACCUAAACGAUGGGAAUAUCAUAAGCAGACAAAACAGCAGGCUGAGUCCAACAAAACUGCUGGUACUUCAAAGACUGAAAAAAGGAACCUUGAAGUUAAACCAUUACACUUAAAACAGAGCUUUGAAGUUCCAUGUUCUUCUGCCUCCCCUGAAGCCAGUCAGAAUUCAGAGACAGACCAAGAGAUGCAGAUAAUAGAAGACUUGCAUGCUGCUCGUAUUGACAGAAAGAUGGUUUUGCCAGUUGUACAGACUUGUGGAGAGCUAACCAGUAUGGAAAUAGAUCUUCCAGAACAAGAUGCAAAUAUUUCUGCUGCAGAUAUGACUUCUGGUUUGAACCUUUUGAUAGUGAUUGACACCAACAUAAUGAUUAGUCAUCUUAAGUUUAUCAGGACUCUGAAAACUGAAGAUAUACCAGGGGUUGGCAGACUUGCAUUGAUAAUUCCCUGGGUGGUUCUACAAGAGCUGGACAACUUGAAGAAAGGGAAGAUGGUCCAACAUGUUCGAGACAAAGCUAUCCCUGCAGUUCAGUUCAUCUACACUUGUCUCAAAAACCAAGAUUCAAAGUUGUGGGGACAAUCUAUGCAGCUUGCUUCUCAAAAAAUAUAUGGCUUGAGUGAUGAAAACAAUGAUGAUCGUGUUUUGCAAUGCUGUCUGCAGUAUCGUAGCCUCUUCCCUCAAGCUGUUGUCAUACUGUGCACGGAUGAUAAAAAUUUGUGCAACAAAGCUCUGGUGAGUGAAGUCAAGGCAUUAUGCAAAACAGAUUUGGUUGCUGCACUCCGGAACCUCAAUGCGAACAAUCUGAAUAGCCAUCAGGACAUUCCACAGCAGUCAGAAACUGAUGCUGUUUCCCAGGAAGCAAAGAAAGAUUGUAAUCUUCCUGAUCCAUUCUCAAGCAUCAUUCUUAACCUUGAAAAAAGCUUAGGGGAAGCUUUGUCUUCUAUUUUGGAGACUGAAAUGAAAAUCGCCUUUGGAAACCUUUGGAUGGAGAUACUGUACCUGAAACCCCCAUGGACACUAGCAGACUUGCUACAGUGCUAUAAAAAACAUUGGUUUGCUGUAUUUGGACAGGUUGUGCCAAGGAGAUUAUUUGCAACUAUUGAAUACCUGCACAAUCAUCUUUGUAAGGGUAAGAAUCUUAUGCGACUUCUGUUCUUGAGGCUUGUUACUUUUACCUUCUGUAAAACUAUUUCAUUUUCCAUGUUAAUACCUUUACCAGGAAAAAUGAUUGAUUCCUUAAUAGCUGGUACCCUGCUCCGGGAAUCCAAAAAACUAUUACAUGCUUUCAGCUCAAGAUCAGACUAUGAUGGUGUACUUCCCCAGGCUUUUACCCAGGUGAAUAAACUGCUUCAGUCACUUGAAGAGGUAAGCUGCAUGUCAUUAUAUAUUGGCCUAAAACAAAUUUUAGAUUUGUUGAGAACUCACACUACAAACUACCUCAGCGAGCAGGUGCUUAUAAACUGCAGCAACGGCACCGCUUAUUGCUUCAUCUUCUUUGGCUCCACAUCUGCAGCCCUGGUUUAUAAUUGUCAGAGAUUCUCAGCACUUUUCUGUGUAAAAACACUUAGAAUAAUUAGCUCCUUACGACAUCUAUUUUAUGAUCAUCUUUUUCAUAAGGAUGGGUCAGAUCAUAACCAUAAGUCAGAAGCCCCUGAAGAUGUUUCAGAAAAUGCUGCAUGUGAAAAAAUGGAAGAUGUGACACUACACCAGCAGACUUGUGAAGAAGGCAAAUCAUUGUCAGAUGCCCAGCUCGCCCGAGAUAACAGACAUCUGCAAAUCUGGUCCGUGCUUGAAAGUGUGUGGAAUACGAUAAACCUGUACAGUAUCGACAUUUUCCAGAAGUUGAACCCAAGUAUUAUCAGCACCAUUGCAAAGACAUUGUUUGAAGAAGCUUUCUUAGGUCUACAGAAAUUGAUGGCAGCUGUGAAUGAUAUUCUUGAAGGCAUUCGUAGAAUCUUGACUCCAAACAGCAAUUUUGAAGAUAUUUGGACUCUCUAUAACUUCCUAAACAGUAAUGAGAUAAACAGCAGCAUAAAAUUUACUGCUGAGGAACUCUAUGACUGUGUUUCACAAGAAGUAUACAGAGAGAGGUUAACAGUUGGAUGCUAUCAACUAGCUCAGCUGGAAGCUGCUAUUAAACAGUGCAACACAUCUGUCCACAUAGAGGUGAAGAACAGAGGCUGGCUGUGACUACAGUUCACUGACUACAGGCUUUGGGCUACAAUGUUCUCUCCCUUCUCUUUCAAAUCUCUCUGCUCUUUGUUUGAAAAGAAUGGAAAAUAUUUUUGUUAGUAGAACAACGUCUAGUCCAGUUUUUUUUUUGUUGUUUUUUUUUUUAAACAGGACCAUGAGAAAAAGUCGUAUAUUUGAGGCAACUCCUGGAACUAGCUGAGCAGAAAUAGGGGAUUUUGUUGCUGGUCAUCAGACAUAGAGCAUUGAUUUUCCGAAUUUCCUUAAGAACUUGUCUGAGUUCAUGAUGCAAUGUUAAAAGGUGCCUUUGAGAUACAACUUGGCAUACAAAAUUCUGUUAAACUACUUGUUUAAAUAUGUAAAUUCCAAAAAUAAUCAGUUGAUGCUUUUUCAUAUUUCUAGGACCCGCAUGUCACUGAAACUUUAGUACAAAGGACCACAACAUAAGUUUAACUCCUUUUUGUUAUAAAGAACAAGAUCACAUGUAUGGUGCAAGAUCUAAUGAGACCAUAGGCCCAACGUGUAAAACACCAGUGUUACAGGUUAAUGUUUCAUUUUAUGCCAAAGCCAUGCUACUUGCUACCUAUUAUACAUUAGAGGACAACCUUUCACUUUAGCUUUCCGCUAUCACACUUAACUAAAUUACCUUUUUUCCCCAUGAAUGCUUUGAACUUUCACCUUGACUUAGGAUCCUAUCUUCAGCUACAGUAAAGUGGUAAUCUCUUGUGCUGUUAGAUCAUGUAGGCAAAAUUAAAGAGGGGACAAAGGAUAGAAAAACAAGGUGUGGUCAGUCUCAAAAUGAUGUUCUUUUUCUCAAUUUUAAAAUGUAUUAACGAAUUGUCCAGAAUACUAAGUCUGUCAUUUCUUGUGUGCAUUGGCCUCAGACUGAUGCAGAUCUUUAUCCCCUAUUUCACCCACAAUUGAAUAUCAGAUUUUUUACAUUCAAUUUCAGAUGCGUAGGUUGAGGGUUAAGCAGGCCUACUGGUAAGAGCAUGCAUGCUAUUAAUACAUAGCAGGUGGUAGAGACCCACUUUCCAGUACUGCGUGGGAACUUUUGCCUGUGCAAGAGAAAUGGGUUUUAAUAACUUACCCUGUGACUCCUUAAGUCAAGUCUUAUUAGGCAUCCAGUGCAAUGCCUAGCAUGGUGGUAAUUUGUCAUGGAAAAGUCUUCCCCCUUCCAGUUCAUCUUGUUUUAAGGACACAAAUUCUUUUAACUUUGCAGUUUACCUUCAGAUGAUUUGCCUUAUUGCCUUUUAGUGUCUUUGAAUAUCAGGUGAGAACUUUCUGAAAAUGAUUUUGAAUGAAAUUUCUCUAAAACCACUUAAUUUAAACACAAGGUGUUACUUUUGGCCGUUAAAGCUACCUCUGUAUUUGUUUUUUGUAUAGAGAUGACAGAUGCAAUGUAUAAUUGUAUCAGUUAUUUUGAUAUUUUAAUUCUUAAAUGGUUUUGUAAAAUCUUUAUUGGAAAAAUAUAUUUAUUAAGAGUAUGUAAAUAAACUACUGUAAAUUCUAA